This is a messenger RNA of Sciurus carolinensis (gray squirrel), 696 nucleotides long. It is a transcript of the gene Dnajb8, whose product is annotated as DnaJ heat shock protein family (Hsp40) member B8. Gene Ontology annotation, biological process: protein refolding; positive regulation of proteasomal ubiquitin-dependent protein catabolic process. The record is from RefSeq and is a predicted model, not a curated record. Bases 1 to 696 code for a protein of 231 amino acids. The transcript has a single exon. Gene Ontology annotation, cellular component: cytosol; endoplasmic reticulum membrane. Lineage: Eukaryota; Metazoa; Chordata; Mammalia; Rodentia; Sciuridae. Gene Ontology annotation, molecular function: Hsp70 protein binding; ATPase activator activity.
AUGGCCAACUACUACGAAGUGCUGGGCGUGCAGUCCGGUGCGUCCCCCGAGGACAUCAAGAAGGCCUACCGCAAGCUGGCCUUGCGCUGGCACCCCGACAAGAACCCCGACAACAAGGAGGAGGCGGAGAAGAAGUUCAAGCAGGUGUCCGAGGCCUACGAGGUGCUGUCCGACCCCAAGAAGCGCGCGCUCUACGACCGGGCAGGCUGUGACAGCUGGCGGGCGGGUGGCGGUGCCAGCGCGCCCUACAACAGCCCCUUCGACAGCGGCUACACCUUCCGGAACCCCGAGGACAUCUUCAGGGAGUUCUUUGGGGGCCUGGACCCCUUCUCCUUCGACUUCUGGGACACCCCGUUCAGCAGCGAGCGGGCCAGCCGGGGACACGGCCUGCGCGGGGCCUUCUCGUCGGGCUUCGGCGAGUUCCCGGCCUUCAUUGAGGCCUUUUCCAGCCUCGACGCCCUGAGCCGCGGCGGGGGCAGCCGGACCACCUUCUCGUCCACCUCCUUCGGGGGGUCCGGCUCCGGCUCGGGCUUCAAGUCGGUGAUGUCGUCCACGGAGAUGGUGAACGGGCACAAGGUGACCACCAAGCGCAUCGUGGAGAACGGGCAGGAGCGCGUGGAGGUGGAGGAGGACGGGCAGCUCAAGUCGGUGACCAUCAAUGGCAAGGAACAGCUCAAGAGGGUGGACAGCAAGUAA